AUGGCAUUUUUAAGCCGAAGAAACUCUUCUCGGCUCAGGUAUCAUAUGUUGACAUUGAACCUACUUCUAUUAGGCGGGCACUUGCUGAUCCCCGUUGGAAAUCUGCUAUGCUUGAUGAGUUCAAUGCCUUGCUUCGCAAUAACUCCUGGACAUUGGUUCUUUGUCCUCCCGACCAGCACGUUGUCGGCUGUCGGUGGGGUUUUCGCAUCAAACACAACACGGACGGGUCGGUCGAUCGGUUCAAAGCCCGCCUCGUGGCCAAAGGCUUUACUCAACGACCCGGGAUUGAUUACCAUGAAACAUACAGCCCUGUUCUGA
Molecule: messenger RNA, 318 nt
Organism: Linum tenue
Lineage: Eukaryota; Viridiplantae; Streptophyta; Magnoliopsida; Malpighiales; Linaceae
Source: the annotation of a GenBank genome assembly